Vitrella brassicaformis is the source of this 775-nucleotide messenger RNA. NCBI's taxonomy places the organism in Eukaryota, Vitrellaceae. The record is from the annotation of a GenBank genome assembly.
CGUCAUCCUUCGCCAAGCGAGAACACGCCUUACGGCAUCUGGAGGCCCUCAUUUGCUGAGCAACACCACGUGUGCUGAGAUGCAUGGAGGAUGAGUGGAAUGAGUGACUCAAAAACUGCUGGUGGGAAGCCGGAUGCGUCAGAUGUCGACUGCCAUCUGGUGGAACUCGUGUUUGCCACGACGGGAGAGGACGACAACGCUGUGAGUGAGGACCGCAAGCUGCGAUUGAAGCGGUCUCUGCUCAUCACGAUGCCUUUCUUCAACGCGGUAAGCCGUCUUCGCACACGGAGCACAUACACCCGUUCAACGCACUGUGUGGAUGCUCGUGUGCUGAUGCAUGCUGCAGGCGCUGAAAGAAGACAGCUAUGCAGAGGGCCAAACCAAUCGCGUCGUUAUCCGAGAAGUUGGCAUCGAUGUGGCUCGAGUGGUCCUGCAGGCUGACAGUGAUGCCACCCUCAAUGGGCUGACCAAGGCCAACUUCCUGCCUGUCCUGAGGGCACUCGGCUACUUCUGCAGUGCAGCCGCAACCGACGCCGACUGGAUUCGGCAAGCCGAGCGGAAGGUCAGCACAACACACAACCAACACACCAACGACAAGCAGCCACAGACAUGCAACGCAAUGCUUCCCAGAUGGUUCGGUGUGGCUGACUGGAGGAUCCUUGCUUCGCCCUCUCGCUCGUUGAGUCACUCAGCCAUGACGUCGUAGCCCGCCUCACCAAGACUGCAAGUGACGAGUGGCCACCCAGUGUGACGCAAGUGCUCCUGAGCAACCCUG